AUGCUCCUAGUCUUGCAGAUGAUGGACCAGCUCCCGGCAGUGCAUGGCUCAUUGCCAGGGAGCCUGGCAAACAGUACGGAUGAGCUAGACGUGGCUAUUUGGGAAGGCUCGAAGUUGUUUAGGGCAGCUGAGUUGGAAGAUGAGACACGGAGCUUGCUUUGCCAAAGCCGAGACGAGGAACAAAGUCGCCGAGCUGCUGAGGAGGAACACAGUCGCCGAUCUGCUGAGGAACUGCUUGCUGAGGAAGAGAGACACGAAAGAGAGAAGAGAAAGAGGAGAGAAAAGAGAGAAAAGGCAGAAAAGAAAGAUGCGCAUCUGUCCAACAAAAAGCUAAAGAGUAGAGACACCAAGGCCAAGCAGGCUGGAAGCUCUGAAAAUAGUGCAGAAGAAGAUGCAAACGAGAAGGAGGAUUCUUUUGAAGUUGAGUGGCGUGCUUUCCACGAGGAUAUCUCGGAUCCCGUGUCCAAACUUCGGCACAACUUUCCCAUAUUUGAUGAUGACGUGCUCAGUGCACAUCUCAUGGAGGCUUCGUACGACCUGGAAAAGGCAGUGGUUUCACUUUCCAAGCUAGAAGCAGAACCUGUUGCAGUUUUGGAGCCGGCUGAUAUUCCGCGUUCUUCGAACCCUCCUCUUCGAAGUGGAGAGCCUAAGAGGCUGAUGGCUAAUGUCAUUGCCAGAACAGACCAUCCGAAAAUGCCACUUUACUGCUUCAUCGCAGUCGUCGCGAAGUCAAACCAGUCGCAGAAAUAUCGAGCAGGCCAAAUUGUCAGACCUAUUCCCGAAGACAGAUUCCGGCUCUUAGGUGACGAGAAGGGUCACUUCUGGCUGAAGAAGACCAAGGUGCCCCAGAUUGGAGACAUCGUGGAAGUUUGCUUUUUUGAGGAGGAUGCUCGUGACUAUUUGGAGACAGCUCAUGGAACGUAUCCGCACCAGAACGAGGACCUUUUGUGUACAACCUUGACGCUGCACAGCCGUUGCGACCUUGAAAGAAACGCCACGGCAGGCAUGGCCCUGUUCAACAUGGCAGUGGAUGAUGUGGAGUUGCAGUGGCCUUGGAAGAGUGCUCUCGGAAAGUUUGACGCCGUCCAGCCAGGCAAAAGGAUUUGGUUUGUACAUCCGAAGAAGCAUUUGCGAUCAGUGAUGAUUUUGCGAGUCAAAAGCUGGGAGACUGUGAACUUCAAGUACCGCAAUGCCUCCAGCGAUAGAAUCAGUGUGGACUUCUCAGCAGGACGACGCCGUCUCACUGACAUCGCCGUAACUGCUGCUGGCUUCGAUGCUUCCCCUGCGGAGCUGAACCGGAGGUUUGCUGAGAAGUCGAAAGAAAGGGAGCAGCUGUUCAUUCUAGGCCUUGCCCGUGCGGAGCAUCGAGGCCCGGAAGGAUACAAUCGUCUUGGGGAUUGCCCAGAACGGCAGAGGCGACAGCUGGAUGUGAAGACACUUGAUGAGUAUUGUCAGAUCCUUCUUAUUGGGGUUCUACCAUAUCCGAAAGAAGUCGAGGGGUCGGUUGGGAGUCUGUUUGACGGGGCAGGCCUUUCAGCUGAAUCCGGAGAUGUG
Durusdinium trenchii is the source of this 1554-nucleotide messenger RNA. NCBI's taxonomy places the organism in Eukaryota, Dinophyceae, Suessiales, Symbiodiniaceae. The record is from the annotation of a GenBank genome assembly.